AUGAUUGAUUCCAUUUUAGACCAAGUUGAAGCAAAUAUGGAACCAUCACUACAAAGGAAGGCUUAUUUAGAAGGAGUUAUUAACCAAUAUAGAGAAUUAAAUGAUCAAAUCGCUGAAUUAGAAUAUAAAAUCGAAAGAGAAAACAAUUUUAGAGAAAAUUUUGAACUUCAAAGAGAUAUCAAUUUACAGCAACUUCAAAAAAUCCAAAAUGAAUACAAUCAAACUAAAGAGGAUUUAGAAAAAUCCGCAAUCAAAAAUGCCGUUCUUUCAAGUGCAAAUUCUUCGACCCCAUUAAUUUCCCAAAGAACAAGAAUCAUCGGAAAUACAAAUUUUGUUCAAUAUGCAAGACUUCAAUCUCAAAUAUUGAAUUUGAAGCAAAUUUAUCUCCAAAAAAUAGAUACGCUUUCAAAACUAAGAAGAUCUGUCUACUGCCUUGACAAUAACGAAGAAUUUACUUACAAUGAACAACCAGAUUUGUUUUCUUUCCAAGAAACUCAUCCAGAUAUAUUACAAAGGAUGAAAACGCCAUUACUAUGUCCUAAAUAUGAAGCUGGCAGUAUUAUUUCUUCAAUAAUUCCAUCAGAUCUUCAAAAUUCAAUAAAUCAAGAAAAUAAUAUCGAAUUUCACUCAACAUCUUUCAUUCCAAAGUACUUGAAAUCGAAGCCUAUUGACAGCCUGAUUACCAGUUUCUUCGUAAAUUCAGAAGAACAAGGAAAAAUUCUUCAAACAAAGAAACAAAGGCUAAAUGAUCUGAACAAUCAAAUAUACCAACUUGACAAUGAUAGAUACAACAUAAUAAAUAGUGUAAGAAUUAAUUUGGCCGACCAUUUAACAGAAAUUCAGCAAAAAAGAUUUAAAUUAUGUUCAGAAGUGAUAUUUGAAGCCCAAAAGCAGAUCAAUCAAGCACAAACUAUUGUUGAUGGUCUAAACCAAUGUUUCCAUGGCGAAAAUCAUGAAGUUUUCGCUAAUGAUACUCAAAUUAAAUUAUUAAUCAACGAUAUCACAAAAGAUGUCCAGCAAAUCAUCUCCAAAGGCAACAGAUUGUUUGUAGCACCAUCAUUGACCCCAAUUCAGUUCCAGGAUCCUCCGAAAUUAAUAAUUGACCAAAUUUCAACAGAACAAAUCACCAGAUGCAAAGAGAAGAUCAAUAAGUUGAAUGAAAUACUCGAUACAUCCGAAAACUACCAAAAUCUUGCUAUAGAAGAGCUAAAUGAAAUUGUUGAAUCUUUAACCAACAUUUCAAAGUCCCAGACCACUUCACUUUCUAAUUUAUCGAUUUCGGAUAACUCUAUAAACGACGAUAGCGAUGAAAUCGAAAAAUUCCUUGAAUUAAAACGGAAAGUUUUAUCUAAGCAGAAGGAGAGACUCACAGACCUCAAGGACAUGAUCGAGAUGCUUCCAGAUACUGUUAAAAGCCUUGAAGUUGAAAAUAUCCCAGAAAUCGAAGAAUCAAAAAUUCAAAAAGAUAAUUUCAUGGAAGAAAUCGAAGUUAUGACACCACCUGUAUCAGAUCCUUUCACUGAUUCGAACCAAGUGUUGUUGCAGAAGAUUUUGAGCAGAAAAGUCGAAAUUAAAGAAAAUCCAGAAAACGUUGAACCAAAAACAAGAAAUGUUGAUUAUAAAACAGGUAAAUUCCAGAGUAAGAUUGAUUCGUGGACAAAUAUCAUUGGUGAAGGUCUUGAUAUCGAUUUUUCAAAAGAAAUAGAAAAAAGAAAUUCGUUGGAAGAAGAAUUUUCAGAAACAAUUUCUAAAGAAAUGUCAGCACUUGAGACAAAGAUAUUUCGACACGAAUCAAGAGAAAAAAGACAAACAAAGUUGAAAGAGCUUCGUGAUCAAGUUGAUUCAUCACGUGAUGAAUACGAACAAAUCAAGAGUUUCAUUCAUCAAUCACAGAAAAAGAUUGAAGAACUCAAUGAAAAAAUUAAUUCUACAAACGAAAAUAUCAAUCAAACUAAACAAGAAACAGAAAGAAUUGAUCACGAAAACAAAGAAUACGAAGAACUCGUUUCGAAGAAGAAAACAUUGAUUGAAGAAAUCUCUAAAUUUAAGACAACAAGUGAAAGAGAAAACAACAAGAUAUUGGAACAGAUAAAGAAACUAUCUUCACAAUCAAACAAACAGAAAGAUAAAUAA
Molecule: messenger RNA, 2133 nt
Organism: Trichomonas vaginalis G3
Lineage: Eukaryota; Parabasalia; Trichomonadida; Trichomonadidae
Exons: 1
Coding region: 1-2133 (710 amino acids)
Source: RefSeq, a predicted model, not a curated record